Aspergillus ibericus CBS 121593 is the source of this 1565-nucleotide messenger RNA. RefSeq names its product putative neutral amino acid permease. The record is from RefSeq and is a predicted model, not a curated record. Gene Ontology annotation, molecular function: amino acid transmembrane transporter activity. The transcript is spliced from 10 exons. Bases 1 to 1344 code for a protein of 447 amino acids. NCBI's taxonomy places the organism in Eukaryota, Fungi, Ascomycota, Eurotiomycetes, Eurotiales, Aspergillaceae. Gene Ontology annotation, biological process: amino acid transmembrane transport. Gene Ontology annotation, cellular component: vacuolar membrane.
AUGUCUUCAACUGCGAUCCACCGUAUCGAGGACCCGCCUGUCGAGGAAGUCAAGCCCGAGAAUGGCAUGAUUCCUGAGCCUGAAAACCCCUUUAGUCAUGAUGAGACUGGCGAGGUCAAGUAUCGUACGCUGGCCUGGUGGCAAUGUGGCAUGAUCAUGGUGGCCGAGACCAUCUCACUCGGCAUCCUGUCGCUCCCCUCGGCUGUGGCGUCGCUUGGCCUGAUCGCUGCGGUGAUUUUGAUCCUCGGGCUUGGGGCCUUGGCGACAUAUACGGGCUAUACGCUGGGGCAGUUCAAGUUGAGGUAUCCUCAUGUGCAUAGUAUGGGGGAUGCGGGCGCGGUCAUGAUGGGACGUAUCGGUCGUGAGGUGCUAGGGACUGCGCAGUUGCUCUUCCUGGUGUUUAUCAUGGGGAGUCAUCUCUUGACGUUUAUUGUCAUGAUGAAUACACUGACGGAGCAUGCCACUUGUUCUAUUGUGUUUGGGGUGGUUGGCUUGGUGCUCUCGUUUGUUCUCACGCUGCCGCGGACCUUGAAGAAGGUGUCGUGGUUUUCGAUCUCGUCCUUUAUUAGUAUUUUGUCUGCCGUGAUGGUUACCAUGAUUGCGAUCGCGAUCCAACGUCCAGGAGGUGGACAUGUCGAUGCGACCGUGGAGAAUUCCUUCUAUAAGGGUUUCCUCGCCGUCACCAACAUUGUCUUUGCAUACGCUGGACAUGUGGCCUUUUUUGGCUUCAUCUCGGAAAUGCGCGUGCCGACCGACUAUCCGAAGACGCUGUACAUGCUGCAGGGGAUUGAUACGACGAUGUAUGUGGUCACCGCGGUGGUGAUCUAUCGAUACGGCGGCAAGGACGUGGCAUCACCCGCGUUGGGCUCGACCAGUCCGCUGUUGUCCAAGAUAGCCUACGGCAUCGCAAUUCCGACGAUUGUGGUUGCUGGCGUGAUCAACGGUCAUGUGGCAUGCAAGUACAUCUACGUCCGUCUGUUCCGAGGGACCGACCGGAUGCACCAACGCGGAUUCGUGGCAGUGGGAACGUGGGUAUUGAUUGCGCUGGUUCUGUGGACACUGGCGUGGAUCAUCGCCGAGGCGAUUCCGGUUUUUAAUGACCUGUUGAGCUUGAUUACGGCGCUCUUUGCGAGCUGGUUCACAUAUGGGCUGAGUGGGGUGUUCUGGUUGUUCUUGAACUGGGGUUGCUAUAUGUCGUCUCCUCGGAAGAUGUUCUUGACCGGGCUGAAUGUGCUGGUGGUUGGCGUGGGGGCUUGCCUGUGUGGUCUGGGCCUGUAUGUGUCGGGCAGGUCGAUUCACGAGCACCCGAGCAGUGCCAGCUUUUCGUGCGCGGACAAUCCUUGAUGAUGAUGCUCGGAGGAGGAAUGCCGAGAGCCGAGCCGGAUGGGGAAUGCAAUCGUUGCCUGCUGCCAGUCAGGUACCAGUUGGCUCUAGAUGAUGUCAGUCAUCUGGUUUCCAUCGGAUCUAUGCAAGACUUAUCCUUCAUAAGACAUAUAGUAGUAUGCUGCGAUACUAGUCGCUUGCCACCUCAUAUGACGUCGACGGAUCCAUCGGAUGCCGUUCAG